Messenger RNA from Humulus lupulus (European hop), 549 nucleotides. RefSeq lists its product as uncharacterized. NCBI's taxonomy places the organism in Eukaryota, Viridiplantae, Streptophyta, Magnoliopsida, Rosales, Cannabaceae. The transcript has a single exon. Bases 1 to 549 code for a protein of 182 amino acids. The record is from RefSeq and is a predicted model, not a curated record.
AUGUCUUCUGAGACACGUGGAUCACCUGGUACAACUCCAUUAGUAGAGGAUGAGUCCUCUCCUCCUUCUGCUUCACAAAUCACAGGGAAUCAGACUUCUCAUGUUUCCAACUCCAGGAACCCCCUUGAAGAUCCAGCUGAUCCCUACUAUCUCCAUCAUGCUGAUAACCCCGGAAACAUUUUGGUUUCUCAACCUUUGACUGGCCAAGAAAAUUACGCAUCUUGGAGUCGAGCAAUGAGGCUUUCAAUUUCGAUAAAAAACAAGCUAGGCUUUCUUGAUGGUUCAAUUCCUAAACCUUCUCUUUCUGAUUCAGUUUUAUACAAUGCUUGGAUCGGUAACAACAAUAUUGUGAUAUCUUGGAUAUUAAAUUCUGUUUCUAAAGAAAUUUUUGCAAGCAAUUUGUAUAAUGAGUCUGCUGCAGUCAUUUGGACUAAUCUUCGGGUCAGAUUUCACCAGAAAAAUGGACAACACAUAUUCAAUCUUAUAAAGGAAUUAAUGAACCUUAAGCAAGAUGUUCUAUCCAUCAACAUGUAUUACACCAAGCUUUAG